Chenopodium quinoa (quinoa) is the source of this 612-nucleotide messenger RNA. RefSeq lists its product as uncharacterized. NCBI's taxonomy places the organism in Eukaryota, Viridiplantae, Streptophyta, Magnoliopsida, Caryophyllales, Amaranthaceae. The record is from RefSeq and is a predicted model, not a curated record. The transcript has 2 exons. Bases 1 to 612 code for a protein of 203 amino acids.
AUGUUAGCUUAUGGUUGUUCUGCUGAUCAAGUAGAGGAGUAUCUGAAGCUCGGUGAAAGCACUGCUAGAGAAUGUCUUGCACAGUUUGUCGACGGAGUACUUGCUCAAUUUGCAACUGAGUACCUUUGCAAGCCAAUAUUGGAAGAUAUCCAAUGCCUCCUUAGAGAAGGGGAGGAUAGAGGUUUCCCUGGCAUGUUGGGCAGCAUUGAUUGCAUGCAUUGGGUCUGGAAAAAUUGUCCAGCUGGAUGGAAAGGAAUAUGGGUUUAUCCAAAAUGGUCGACAUUCAUAAACGCUAUUGCAGUCCCACAAACCUUAAAGUAUAAAUUGUUCACUACACGUCAAGCGAGUACUAGAAAGGAUGUUGAGCUUGCAUUUAGUGUGUUACAAGCUCGGUUUGCAAUAAUUAGGAAACUUGCUUUGGCAUGGAGUGUAAAGUUGAUGUGGAAAAUCAUGAUGACUUGCAUCAUCAUCCACAACAUGAUAGUUGAAGACGAGCGUGAUACAUAUUUAAACUAUAAAGAUCCACUUGAAUUCGCUCAAGAACAGCCUGAAAAUAUGCCAGGGUCGUCCUCAACCAGAAAUGCUACAACAUUUACCGUAACUCCUGGGUAG